GGGGCAGGGGCGGAGGUGGGGGCCAGUAUUUCUUGGGCUAGUGAGGAACUGCCUGAGCCUUUGCAGUCUAGGCAGAGGAGAGGGAAGCCUUUGGGGUGGGCAGGUCGCCUAGCCUGGGGAUGCCUGGGCAGAUGUGGAGGCAGCUGGAAAGGUGGCACCGCACUUGGGUCGCUGGAGCUGCGCUGUUCCUAGGAGACGGAGGAGCAGCAAGCCUGCGGGGGAGGGGGAGCAAGUGGGUUGCUGCUUUUAGCAGCUGAAAGGGCUGCAGGGAGCUCUGGGUAAGACAUUUUCUGCGGCUGCUGCUUCUGCGGUACAAGCUGCCGCUAGUAAGUCAGAGGAAGGAGGAUCGAGAGGGAGGAGGCUUCAUUUGCAGCCAUGCUGAAUCACUGUUGCUGAUCAGAGCUCCUGCUGGUUGGCUGCGAGAACUGAGAACAGAACUAGGCUCUCUGGGUGCGUGUACAGUUCAGCAGCUGCCAUCCCCGCUGGGCCUCGCACAAUGGAGGGUGAAAGCAUCAAGCUGAGCUCCCAGCCACCGAUACAGGCUGGGGAUGAUGAGAAGAACCAGAGGACUGUCACUGUCAACCCUGCCCACAUGGGGAAGGCAUUCAAGGUUAUGAAUGAACUGAGGAGUAAGCAUCUGUUGUGUGACGUGAUGAUUGUGGCAGAAGAUGUCGAGAUAGAAGCCCACCGUGUGGUCCUGGCAGCCUGCAGCCCCUACUUCUGUGCAAUGUUCACAGGUGACAUGUCUGAGAGUAAAGCCAAGAAGAUUGAAAUCAAGGAUGUGGAUGGGAGGACACUGAGUAAACUGAUCGACUACAUCUAUACGGCUGAAAUUGAGGUGACCGAAGAGAACGUCCAGGUGCUGCUGCCAGCAGCCAGCUUGCUGCAGCUCAUGGAUGUUCGGCAGAACUGCUGUGACUUCCUUCAGUCUCAGUUGCAUCCCACCAAUUGCCUGGGCAUUCGCGCAUUUGCAGAUGUGCACACCUGCACUGACCUUCUGCAGCAGGCCAACGCUUACGCAGAGCAGCACUUUCCAGAGGUGAUGCUGGGGGAAGAAUUUCUUAGCCUAAGUCUGGACCAGGUGUGCAGCUUGAUAUCCAGUGACAAGCUGACUGUUUCCUCAGAAGAGAAGGUAUUUGAAGCUGUGAUCUCGUGGAUCAAUUAUGAGAAAGAAACCCGUCUAGAGCAUAUGGCAAAGCUGAUGGAACAUGUCCGUCUCCCUCUUCUACCCAGGGAUUACCUUGUCCAGACAGUUGAAGAAGAAGCUUUGAUAAAGAAUAACAAUACCUGUAAGGACUUCCUCAUCGAAGCCAUGAAGUAUCAUCUGCUCCCUCUGGAUCAGAGGCUCUUGAUUAAGAACCCAAGGACCAAGCCCAGGACUCCCGUCAGUCUACCCAAGGUCAUGAUUGUGGUCGGUGGACAGGCGCCCAAGGCGAUCCGCAGCGUGGAGUGCUACGACUUCGAGGAGGACCGAUGGGACCAGAUUGCUGAGCUUCCCUCCAGAAGAUGCAGAGCCGGUGUGGUGUUCAUGGCUGGCCACGUGUAUGCCGUGGGCGGGUUUAACGGCUCACUGCGCGUGCGGACAGUGGAUGUGUAUGACGGUGUGAAGGACCAGUGGACGUCCAUUGCCAGCAUGCAGGAACGCCGGAGCACUCUGGGUGCGGCUGUGCUCAAUGACCUGCUCUACGCCGUGGGGGGCUUUGAUGGCAGUACUGGCCUAGCGUCGGUGGAAGCCUACAGCUACAAGACCAAUGAGUGGUUCUUCGUGGCCCCAAUGAACACACGGCGGAGCAGUGUGGGUGUGGGCGUCGUGGAGGGAAAGCUGUAUGCUGUUGGGGGUUAUGAUGGGGCCUCCCGCCAGUGCCUGAGCACCGUGGAGCAGUACAACCCCGCGACCAAUGAGUGGACGUACGUGGCGGACAUGAGCACCCGCCGCAGUGGCGCAGGAGUUGGGGUUCUCAGCGGUCAGCUGUACGCCACAGGUGGGCAUGAUGGGCCCUUGGUGAGGAAGAGUGUUGAAGUUUAUGAUCCUGGAACAAACACCUGGAAGCAGGUGGCAGACAUGAACAUGUGCCGGCGCAAUGCAGGGGUCUGCGCGGUGAAUGGGCUCCUGUAUGUGGUCGGCGGGGACGACGGGUCCUGCAACUUGGCCUCGGUGGAGUACUACAAUCCCGUCACGGACAAAUGGACGCUGCUGCCCGCCAACAUGAGCACAGGGAGGAGCUACGCAGGUGUUGCUGUGAUUCACAAGCCCUUGUGACCCCAACUCCCACUGCCGGGAGGUGGGGGAUGGGAGAAGCGCUGCCUGGGACUCAGAACGGAGGGAUGGAGAUUCACUGGGAGAGGGUGCAGCCAAGUGGGAACCACCCUCCUCUGACUUGGCGGACUGGAGUCCACAGUGAAGACUGAGGACCCACCUCCUGCACCCCUGAGGGGUGAUGGCCUCUGUCCUGAGCAGUGGGUUUCUGAUAGCAUCAGGUGGCAUCUUUGGGCUGUUUUGGGGUUUCUACAGGGACAGUGUGAGAGAGAGAGCAUGAGCGAGCAUGCGCAAGUGUGUGUGUGUGUGUGUGUGUGUGUGUGUGUGUGUGUGUGAGUGUGCGUAUACGUGUGUUUAGAACAUGGUAUCUCACUAAGUUGGGGGCAGGCUGUGACAGUCUACUGGUUUUCUGUACUACUGAUCCUUCCGCUGUGCUAAAAUCAAAUCACAGAAACCUCUCCUCCGGACGUGCCCCAAGGGCACCCUGAGACUACUACGGCUGCUGUCUGCUGGGAAGGCCAGCUGGACAGGCACGUGCAGGAGUGACUGGCAGGAGAAGCAGCGCUCUGACCACGCCCACAUGCUGGCCUUGACUCCUGGCACUGUCUGCAGAAAAGCUGGGUGUUCUCAGAGCUGCACUGAGUCCUCUGUGUGCUGCAAUAAGGACACAGUUCUGGUUCCAGAACUGUGGAACCUCAGAGCUGGAGCCAGGAGUGAGUGGGUGCCCUGGCCCCUCAGCCGGGCGCUCUUCCUUGGACUCUCCUACAGGAAGCACCGAGAACUGCUCAGUCUUCGGACCACUGGUCCUUGAUGUUGUGCAUUCCAGGCUUGGGAGAUUUUGCGUCUCUUCAGCUGGGAAAACUAGCUUUCAGAGAAGCCUGAGUAUGACACUAGGGAAAACUAUAUGUGAAAGACAAAAACAAAAAAAAACCCACCUCAAAGUGGAAAAGCUUUAGUCCCUGCCCAGAAUGGUUUCGGAGAGAAUCCUACUUCUGGAUUUUUUCAGCAUAUAAAAGUCCCCAUUAUACAUAUUACCCAGGAGUAAUUAUUCACAACAUUCUAUUUACCCUUGAAAGUGAUCUGACUUGGAGAUAAGUAAAGGUCGCCCUACCUUCAAAUCCAAAGAUAGGUUUGUCCCUGCAUCGGACAGGGUCAUGCGUGGCUCAGAUGGACAUGGAUGCCUUCAAAGGAGCUCGCUGGCUGGGGCCGGUCCUCUGCACUGUGUGACGAUGGUCAUGUCUGUCUGAUGGCCUGUCUUCCUCUCCUGUGCUCUCCCCGGCCCCAGGGCCUGUGUCCUCUCUCCAACCCUCUGAACGCUCCCCUCCGCCUUGGCCCCCCUGUGGGGGGGGAGAUGGUGGUGGCCCUGGAUGUGUGGUAUCUCUCAGGGGUACUUGCCUUUUAAUGAACUAUAGAAAUGGUCCCUGAAAGCAUAGUCUUAGGGGGUACUUGUAUUUUAAGAGAGGAGCUAAUGAGAACUUUGCUAAUUUACAGGUAAAAAUUAUUAAUGACAGAAUCUGGAGGGAGGUGGGUAUUUGAAGGUGCAUAGUCAUUCACAUUAGAAAAAAGAAGAACCUUAAAGCCAUGCUGUCCUUGAACUAGCAAGUUAUUUAUAUUGGAAUUUCUGGCAUAAGGGGUGGGGGUCUUGUCUCUGGAAAAUAGUCUUAGACCUUGGAGGCUGAGGUUUAGACAUCCUUGAUGUCACAGUCCACUUAAAGGGAGCCCAGGGGCUUUGUGGACCCUGAUAUCGGGCUUCUGAGACAUCUGGUCUCCUCCCAAGCAGAUACUGUAGGGACUGGCCUUCCCCCACUCACCCUCACAGUUACAAACCAGGAUCUCCCCAAGCUAGUCGGCCACUUUGUGUAUUUACAGCACACUCAUUGUGCACUAAACACUGAACUGUCUCGAAGAUGGAACUUUGGAUGUUGAGCAGAUGUUAUUUCAGUGAGACAGUUGGAGAGGACCAAGGCACCCAGAAUUUUUAGUAGCCUUGGGAAGAGGCUACAACCUCCAGGUUUGGUGGACCUGGGAGGAAUCUCCGAAGCAGUCAAGGCCUGCUUUCAGGUUGGCGGCCCGCUCUCACCUGGCACUGGGGAGGACUGGUUUCAGAGCUCUGCCUGGCUCUGGGUUGGAAGCUGACGGAAUGAGCUUUUUGUUCCAAAAGUUCUUCCUCCCUCUUCGAGGAAGGUUUGGGACUUAAUUUUGGAGGGUAUGUGUGUGUGCUGAGGAUGAGGAUGAGGUUAGGGUCUGAUAUGUGCUAUUCCCACAGCUCUGAUGUCAGAUGAAAGGUGAGAACUCCCCUCCCCCACCACAUAGGAGCUGGACUUUCACUGUCCUGUGGGAGAGCCUGUUGUUUGUGUAUCAUCUUCCCAGAAGGGUCCCUUCCCUGGAAGCUAGCCAGCCAUGUUCCCUGCUUCUGGAUUUUUGCUAUUGGUUCCACCUCACGUUUCCCUUCCGAGGAAGCACAGCCCCUCCUGGUAGUGCUGCUGAGGCCACAUUCACUUCAUCCUCCUGUGUCCUUUCUCAUGGGGACUCUAGAACACUGUGAUGUCAUCACCAAAAAGCCAGCUGCUCUAACUGCCCUCCGAUGCCAUCAAAAACUGGAUGUCUCUAUCACCAGGUACUAGUCUCUCUCCACGUUGGGCACAACAGGCCUAUUGUCGAGUCCAUGCUGGUCGUAUGGGGGAUGAACCCCCAACGCCCAUUCGGGUGGCCACAAGUACUUUUGGGUGCAGCUUUGCCCGUGGUGCACCUGAAAUCUGGUCACAGUGAUGAAGUGCAAUUGUGGCCCAAGGUUAGAAGCAGUUUAGAUGCUCUGGGAUGCUGAUUCGGACUAUGUAGUAGUCAGACUCUGAAUUCCAAAGUUACUUCUCAUAAGUACCCAAUGGCAUUUCUCCAUCUAAAAAGUUGCAGUAUUAUGCAAAUGAAAGUGACCUCAUUUUCUGCUAUGCAAUAAGAAUACUUAAUUCUAUUUCAUGACAUACCAGUUGCAACAUCUCCUAAGAUGCUUUUUGAGCUGUCUUACUUUGAUAUUUGUUGUGUAAUAUUUGUAUAUUCCUGAGCCAGAUCCUUUCAAAGAUUGCCUUUUUAUAUACCUGAAGCUGCAGCUUUCAGGCUAAAUUUUUAAUGUAGAUAUUUUUAUAAGAUAAUUUUUCAGGAUAUUUGAAUUGCUUUUUAUCGUCCAUGAUAAUGAAAUAUUAUGUUCUGUACUAUAUGUAAUUCACUCUUAAAUGUAGUCCAUGCCUGUAGCUGUCUUUCCUGUGUUUCUCAUGCUCCCCAAACUGAUUUUUCAGUAGCUCUGGGUAGAAAAUACAAUUACUGGUAUUUCUUGAAACCCUUAGGGACUAACGUUAAGCCAGACUCGGUACAUACCCAUCUGCGUCUGCUCUUUCGGAGCCCACUCUCUGCAGUGGUGAGCCUGGUCGGCCCAUCUCUGGCGACUCCCUGCCUGGUGCUGAGCCGGGCCCACUGUGGCGUGCAGAAGCCCCAGAAAAAGGCCUGCCCUCCAGCACAUGCUCCCAGAAGCGUCCGAGGUCUAGUAGACCAGCCCUCACUCCCUUCUGUCUCCUUAUUCUUCUGAAGCUUCCAACAGCGUAAGGCCUUUGCUGCCUGCCAGCUGAUGGCCCUCUUGGAAGCCUUUUGCCUGUGAACUUUGAAAGAGGGUCACUCUCAUGAGCCCCAUUAAGAAUGUGGCGAAUAUGUGCUUCACAGAUACUCGCACUACACUUACAAAAUUCCUUGUUUUUUGAGCUGUGUCUACACUCCAGACUCUCUUUUGUGUACUUAUCUGCCAUUAGCUUCAUUAAAAGAGCUUUAUUUGUAUUAUUAUUGGGACAGGUGCCAUGUGAAUUGCCUCCAUGCUCCCCAUUUGCACCUUGUUGGGUCAAACUGGGAGGUUGAACAAACUCAUUCCAGCCUGCUGGAGUUUUUAAGUGUUUGCCUGGAGAAGCAAGGAGGUUGGAAUGUAUUUUUUAAGUGCACUAUUCAGAGUCCUGCGCCCCUCACAUUAAGCUGUGCUGUGUAUCUACUGACCCAGCAGGAGAGCUGGCAGCACUUGCGACAUCUGGGAAUGGAAGAGGCUUCUUCUGUUGGUGGAUGAUCACAGCCUCGGAGCCCCGUGCAGCCUCUGUCCUGGGGCUCGGUGACGUGUGGAUCAGCCACGGUGGAAAUGCACGGGGCUGUGGCGUUAGGAGAAACAACUCGCUCUAGUGCUAUGUUCUUGCCUUUGGUUUUGAAAUUUUGAGUUAUUUUCCCCAUUUCAGUGGCAAUAAAGGACCCUUGUUGGACUUCUUGUUUAAUUUGUAUAUGUCGUGUAAAAUGCUUUCUUUGAAAGAAAACUCAAGACACUGAAUGCGUGUGUCUGAGUGGGUGUUCCUGGGCAGGCGGACUCAGCCACUGACCCCUGCAGCACAGUACCUGGGUGGCGUCCUUGAUCUGGUGUUUUCUGCGUGGACAUUAGGGCCUUCAUGUCUUGUAAAAGAACACUUGUCACAUGCUCAGUCAGUGACAGUGCUAGCUGAAUCAACAGUUCCUCAAUGUGUUAUUUUAACAGGAGUCACGUUCUCAUUUCCCAUACUUUGUUACUUUAAUUUUAAUAAAUGUUGA
Messenger RNA from Artibeus jamaicensis (Jamaican fruit-eating bat), 6859 nucleotides. RefSeq names its product kelch like family member 3 (gene KLHL3). Gene Ontology annotation, molecular function: protein binding. Gene Ontology annotation, cellular component: cytosol. Lineage: Eukaryota; Metazoa; Chordata; Mammalia; Chiroptera; Phyllostomidae. The record is from RefSeq and is a predicted model, not a curated record. The coding region runs from base 497 to 2260 and encodes 587 amino acids. Gene Ontology annotation, biological process: protein K48-linked ubiquitination; renal sodium ion absorption; monoatomic ion homeostasis. The transcript has 15 exons.